Parnassius mnemosyne (clouded apollo) is the source of this 345-nucleotide messenger RNA. The record is from the annotation of a GenBank genome assembly. Lineage: Eukaryota; Metazoa; Arthropoda; Insecta; Lepidoptera; Papilionidae.
AUGCAAUCAGUGUUAUUAAAUUCGGACAAAAUAAUAGGAGUGUAUAAACUUGAAGCAAAAUCAUUUAAUAUCAAACAUAAAUGUAAGCUGUGUGCCAAACAUCUCGGCUUUAAAACACAAGAAGAUACCCCUAUAUUCCUGUCCGAGCAUCUAACCCCUAAAGGAGCGCGUUUACAUUUCUUGGCGCGUGAUCUGGCCAAGUCAAAGAACUAUAAAUUCUGCUGGACCGCCUAUGGUAAAGUAUAUGUAAGAGAGAAUGAAAACUCUCCAAUUAUAAUGAUACGUAAUGAAAGUCAAGUACACCAACUUCUGGGUAGCCAGCAGCAGGAACCCCAAGUAAUCUGA